Boeremia exigua is the source of this 1483-nucleotide messenger RNA. RefSeq names its product chaperonin 10-like protein. Gene Ontology annotation, molecular function: oxidoreductase activity, acting on NAD(P)H. The coding region runs from base 180 to 1274 and encodes 364 amino acids. NCBI's taxonomy places the organism in Eukaryota, Fungi, Ascomycota, Dothideomycetes, Pleosporales, Didymellaceae. The transcript has 3 exons. The record is from RefSeq and is a predicted model, not a curated record.
CCGGAUUUGGAAACAUUCGCUAGCGCGAAAUUGAGCCAGCAUCAUUUGUAAUCGCAGACAUGAACUGGAAAGUGGAUGAGGAGGUAUAAGAAUAUCGCAAAGAUGCGGUGGAAGACAGUAUCAGCUCGAGGCACUUCAGUCACAUCAUCACCUCUCUUCACAACCUACCCACGUCCACAAUGGCAACGCACUCUGCGGUAGCAACAGUAGGCCUAAAGGCCAAACUUGAGCUCAUCCAAGUACCUACCGUCAAGCCUACAGGGAACAAGGUCCGUGUUCGCAACGAGUGGACCGCUUCCACGCCUCUGGACCUGCACCAGAACGAUGGCGGUCUUCUUGUCACGCACCCACAGGUGCUCGGUGACGGCACCGGGGGCACCGUCGUCGAAGUCGGACCGGACGUGAAUCACUUGAAGGUUGGCGACAAGGUGUUUGGUUUUACAUGGAGGAGUCGGGAAGAGAGAGGCCAACAGCAGUACGUUACGGUCGAGGAGUGGUUUCUUGGUAAAGUCCCCGAUGGUUUCACGCUCGCAGAGGCAGUGACGCUUCCAAACAACUUCGUCACGGUGUUCCAUGCUGUGACCGCAGACUUAGGUAUUGAGCUGCCGUGGCCGAAGUCUGAUGGCUACAUGCCCAAGAACGCUGACAGCCCGAUCUUGAUCUGGGGCGGCUCGUCGUCCGUGGGCCAGUUUGCGAUUCAGAUCCUGAGGUAUUAUGGCUACACCAACGUCCUGGCCACUGCCUCGCGGAAGCAUCACGAGAAGCUGCGCAGUCUCGGUGCUCGGACGCUGUUCGACUACAACGAUCAAAGUGUUGCAGCGUCUCUGCUGCAAGCAAUUGGCGAUACUGGAAUCCCCUUGAUCUUGGACUGCAUCGGAAGUAAGCAUGGAAGUGUCACACCCAUCUCGCAGGUUGCCAAGAACGGUGCGAAGGUUGCGGUGCUGCUUCCCAUCAUCGUGCGGGACUCGACUGAGACCGAGAGUCCUAUAUACGAGAUGGAUGUCGAGAAGGUAGCGGACUGGCAGGCGGGCGUGGAUGCUCGGGGUGUAAGAACGCACUUCUACCCCAAUAACGAAUUUUUCAAGCAUCACCUCCAGCCUGACAUCAUGCCGGCGAUGCUGGAGCAGCGCAUCGUCGAGCCUCAAAGGCAGAAAAUUGUCGAGGGUCCGACAUUGUUGGCAAGAGCGCAGGCCGCCAUGGACAUGCUUCGGCGUAAGGAGGCCAGCAUGGAGAGACUGGUCUGGCGGGUCAACGACAUCGAAGCUGAGCGGUGAGAUCAUCAGUUUUGUUAUUUGACCCGGAUAGGACGGUUCUUUAUUGAAGUGUUUCGGAUAGCGCUGGCGGUGGAGAACAAUCAAGGAGAUGGAAGGAGCGAUGCAGGGGCGACCCCGCUUUGGUCAGCGCCAACACCAGGCGGAUUUCGACAACAAGAUAACAGCAAUUCAAAAACGAAGAGAACUACCUCAAAAUAUCUCAAAUGUGC